CUCAGCAGUCCAAAAUAUCUACGUGUUCGGCAAGCUGUAAAGUGGUGUGCACUGCUGGCUGGCGGCGCGGUGACAAGACAGUUCGCUAUCCCGUCCCGACGAAGAAAACGACCCGCCUGCAAGUGGAUGUGAUGUUGUGAGUGCGUGCGAGAACGAUCCGAAAGUAGUGAAAGUGGCGAAAGAAUUUUUCCCCUGCAUCAAAAAUUCGCGCUCCAGAGUCCUGACGCUCGUGUGCAACCAGCCGAGGGAAGCAACGUAGGAUCUAGAAGCGGCCACUACACGACGACGACGACGACGACUAGGACGAUCAGAUCAUGGCAUCCCGCGGUGGCCCAAUGGUGAUCGGCACCGACGGUGCCGACUUCGAGCACAGGCAACGUGUGGCCGCUCAUUACCAAAUCAGCGCACUCAACAAGGCCCGGUUAAAAUACUGCAUUUUCUUCCACUACCUGCUGUUCUUCGUAAUGCUAGUCAAACUGUCCGCCGACAUUCUAGACCGUUUGGAUAUAUUUAUCCUGGAAAUUGAGGAACUUCAGAUUCCCCAACCGCUCUGGUGGGAAUACUUCUGGUGUCUGUCCGUUUUCCUGUCCUACUUUGGCCUGACGGCAGCUCGCCGCAAUCGGAUAAACGACAUGAAGAAGUACAUGGUUGGUAUCAGCACCGUUGCCUUCGUUCCGCUGUUGUACUGCCUCAUCUACUACCUGAACGACGUGAGUGAGUACAUCAGCUUGGAGAAGGGCACCGAGCUGGAAGACACGGACAUCUUCGUCUGGCAGGUAAUUGGCUACCCGUAUGGACUGUUGUGGUACGGAUUCGUCCUGCUGGCUCUGCAGGUGCAUUUCUUCUCGCUGUACUUCGCCUGGAACCUAAUCAAGGCUUGGAGAGCACGCGGAACUUUGAGGAAGGAGCAGUAAACAGGGAAGGCCAUCGGUUGCAGGAAUUCAACAUUGAAAGACAAUAUUCUUCGACAACAAUGUAAUGUGCUUCGAAGCGAACAAUACAUACUUUUUCAUGUCAGUUUCACUACUCAAAACAUUACGGUAGAAAGAUCAUUCUCUUAAACUACAUAGCGAACUCAAUAACUCUGCCCCUCAGAUUAGUAAUAUCAAGAAAUUUUUUGUAGAUGUAUGGGAAUAUGCUAUUUAGCUUAGCUAAAUUUCUUAUUGGCAUAUUUGAAAGAACAGAGUUGACACAAAAAAAUCACAAAAGCUAGUUUUCAAUUUAUUGAAACUUUACAGAUUAGAUACUUCACAAAAAAGACUCCGGUGUGAAAAGUUAUUCAAAAUUAGAAAAGUGAACCACUCGCCCUCUUUACACUAGCCGAAAAUACUGAAACGAACGAAUGUUAAGUCUGUCUUAGGCCUUCUACAGAGUAAAACUAAUUUUGACAUUUUUUUUUUAUUUAACGUAUAGAAUUAUUUUUUAGAACUCGUGAUUUGAACUUAAAUAAGUUGUACGGAGUUUUUCAUUAUUUUCUACGAUGACAAAACAAUGCAAUAUAGCCAUUACUGACAACGCUCAAACAAAUGAAUCCUGAAAAGAGCUUACCAAAGUUGGGUCACUGCCGGAAAAAAAAGUGCUCCAACUAGAACACAAACGGACUAAAGCAGCUGAUAGCGAGGACUAAAACGAUCCCACAGACAGGAAGAGUUCACCGAAGCGCAGCCCCGUGGUGCGCCUGAUGGAUAUAUUUUCACAACAAAACGCAAAAGAAAGAGGCGACAUUAUAUUCUACUGGAAGGCAGGAAACAUGCUCGAAGCAAGAGGAAACCAAACGGAAAAUGUUAAAAUGAUAUUUAUUGUGAGUAAUGUUAUUCAAGUAAUGUUCUUAUGAUUGAAGUAGAAAACUUAAAAAUCGUUAAGAGGGAGGACAAAUAAAGUUGUUGUAAUGAAACAGAA
Messenger RNA from Aedes albopictus (Asian tiger mosquito), 1899 nucleotides. RefSeq names its product protein jagunal (gene jagn). Gene Ontology annotation, cellular component: endoplasmic reticulum membrane. Gene Ontology annotation, biological process: endoplasmic reticulum organization; vesicle-mediated transport. Bases 315 to 914 code for a protein of 199 amino acids. Lineage: Eukaryota; Metazoa; Arthropoda; Insecta; Diptera; Culicidae. The record is from RefSeq and is a predicted model, not a curated record. The transcript is spliced from 3 exons.